AGAGUGUUUACCAGUGAUUCAGUUGCGGCUCAAACAGCGGUGAAUACAGACGUCGAUAGUUUAACCACAAACUAGUCUCCCCUCCACGUGGUCCAACCGAUCGCUAGCAUAGAAUGCAGUUGUAGUUGUGGUUCUGUGCCAGACGGUUUCUUGCAGCCUACAGUGAAGCAGGUGGCUUACCGAGAGAGAUCGUACGCGCGCGUGGUUAAAAAACGUUCAAAGUACCUUGAAGAGAAGAGAAAUAAUCUCCAGAGGCUGUUCAACUAGUUGGGCAACUGCAAUUACAAAUGAUCACUGUUCAGUAGUAAAUGCUUCUUGAGACGUACGAGCCAGAAAAGCCUCCGUUGUGUGUAUAGUUUGGAAACGUGAUUACCUAUGCAUCUCGAGAGUAAAUUGGACAACUUUUGAAUGUAUGGCACCGAGUGUUGGAUCACAGUACGCUAAGUUAAAAGUGGCAAUACGUGAGAAUUAUCUAAUCUAAUCUAACCACGACGCUUGCUGAACAACUCAUUGUUGGUGGAAACUGAAUCAGAACAAAUCUCGCCGUAAAGAAGUGAACAUAAAAUUAAUAAGCACGUUCUACAGAUUACUUCGUACCAGAAAACGACUAUAUUUGCUGCUUCACCAAAGUUAAAGAUGGAUAUCGACAGCAACGACGGGCGUGAUCGCAUCGGGCCCUUGUUCCGGGACCGGCACGUACUAAUUACCGGUGGAACUGGAUUUAUGGGAAAGGCUCUUAUCGAGAAAUUGCUGAGAUGUACAGAAGUAGCCAAAAUUUAUUUGCUAGUACGACCAAAGAAAGGCAAAAUACCAAAGCAACGGUUAGAAGAAAUGUUUGCCAAUCCGAUCUUCAAAUCAGUGAUUCAGCUCCGUGGUCUUGAAACAUUGAUUUCCCAAUGCGUGCUGAUAGGCGGCGAUGUCAUGGAACCGGAUUUGGCCAUCUCAGAAGUGGACAAACAGCUGAUAAUAGACAAUGUUUCGAUUAUCUACCACUGCGCGGCCACAAUCCGUUUCGACGAAGCACUCAAGAAGGCGGUUCUUCUCAACACCCGCGGAACGAAACUGAUGGUCGAACUGGCGAAGCAAUGCAAAAAACUGGAGAUGUUCGGCUAUGUUUCAACCUCUUACUGCCACCUGAACGAAAAGUUGUUACUGGAAAAGCCCUACUCUCCGCCGGCAGAUCCGCACAAGGUGAUCAAAGCUAUUGAGUGGCUCGAGGAUGACGUGGUUGAUGGAAUGACCCGAAAAAUUCUCGGAGAAUGCCCCAACACCUACGCUUACACAAAAGCCCUCGCGGAAGCCCUCGUGGUAGAAUCGAUGAAGGACAUUCCAGCGGUUGUCUUCCGACCUUCGAUAGUAGUACCCACCUGGAGGGAGCCACUGUCCGGGUGGACAGACAACAUCAACGGCCCAGUCGGAUUGCUGAUCGGGGCCGGCAAGGGUGUUAUCCGGUCGAUGUAUUGCAACUCGACCGGCUACGGUGACUAUCUGCCGGUUGAUUUUGGCGUGAGUGCAAUUUGCGUAUGCACCUGGAAUUACAUCGGAAGAAAGGAUUAUACACGUAACAUUUAUCAUUUAGUAAGCUCAGCCGAGAUGAAGGUGUCGUGGAAAGCCGUCAUAGACCUUGGCAAGUCUAUUACGGCCAGCAAGGUACCGCUGAAUGGCGUCUUCUGGUACCCGGGAGGAACGAUGAAGAAAUACCGGUGGCAACACAACCUGUCCGCAUUUCUUUUCCACUGGAUUCCGGCGGUGCUAAUCGACUGCCUGCUGUAUGUGCUUGGGUAUAAACCGGUACUUUGCCGUGUACACCGGCGGAUUGCCAAGGGAUUCGAAGUUUUUGAAUACUACGCCAACAAUCAGUGGGACUUUGACAACGCCAACGUAUUGUUCCUGCGGAAGCAAAUCAACGAAGAGGAAAAAGUGAAAUUCAAGAUUGAUGCCGGAGGUGUUGAUAUUGAGGAGUACUUCGAAGCAUGCAUCUGGGGAGCCAGGCGAUUUAUUCUGAAGGAAACAGACGACACUUUACCAGCCGCAAGGAGACACAUGAAAGUCAUGUGGUGUGUGGACAAAAUUUGCAAGACUCUCAUAGUCGGUGCCUUUUUGUAUUAUUUCGGCAUGUGGAUGUACAACAGAAUAUUCUCCGGUAUCUCGCAGUGACACCCAACGAUACGUACCAUUAUCAUAGGAUAACUUUUUUUUGUUUCGAGUUUGCUAGAUUUAAUCUAAUUUCCGUUGCAUUACUUGUCAUGUAUAUUUUAGGAAGUUGAUUCUCGUCGUAGUUACAUUUCAACCGGUUCCCAUUUUAUUUGGUAAUGUGUGUCUCGAAUGAUAUCCAAAUUGAAGCGUUUGAAUACGAUUAGCAUUCACACA
Molecule: messenger RNA, 2370 nt
Organism: Wyeomyia smithii (pitcher-plant mosquito)
Lineage: Eukaryota; Metazoa; Arthropoda; Insecta; Diptera; Culicidae
Product: putative fatty acyl-CoA reductase CG5065
Exons: 10
Coding region: 637-2157 (506 amino acids)
Biological process (GO): long-chain fatty-acyl-CoA metabolic process
Cellular component (GO): peroxisome
Molecular function (GO): alcohol-forming very long-chain fatty acyl-CoA reductase (NADP+) activity
Source: RefSeq, a predicted model, not a curated record